Coprinopsis cinerea okayama7#130 is the source of this 1212-nucleotide messenger RNA. Its product is annotated as NADH:flavin oxidoreductase/NADH oxidase. Lineage: Eukaryota; Fungi; Basidiomycota; Agaricomycetes; Agaricales; Psathyrellaceae. Bases 1 to 1212 code for a protein of 403 amino acids. The record is from RefSeq and is a predicted model, not a curated record. Gene Ontology annotation, molecular function: NADP binding; FMN binding; NADPH dehydrogenase activity. The transcript is spliced from 7 exons. Gene Ontology annotation, cellular component: intracellular anatomical structure.
AUGUCCUACAUCAAUAAGCCCGUCCCCGGCGCCUACCAAUUCUUCCCGUUGAAUGAACCUGAGAUUGGGGAGCGACAGGAUGUCAAGGAGGCAGACCCCAAGCUAUUCCACCCGAUUACUCUCAGAAAUGUGACAUUCAAAAACAGAAUCUGGGUCUCUCCCAUGUGUCAAUACAGUGCAAAGGAUGGACACGUAACCGACUGGCAUCUUGUUCAUCUUGGCGGCUACGCAACUCGAGGAGUGGGGGCAAUAUGCGCCGAAGCAACAGCAGUUGUACCAGAAGGACGUAUAUCUCCAGAAGACGCAGGCCUUUGGACCGAUUCACAAAUAAAGCCCUGGAAACGAGUUGUCAACUUCUCUCAUGCGCAAGGGACGAAGAUCGGGAUCCAACUUGCCCAUGCUGGUCGGAAGGCAUCUUGUCAUGCACCCUGGGUGCAAAACAAGGCACCGUCGGGUACUUCUCAUGUUGCACAGGCUGAUGAAGGCGGGUGGCCUGACAAUGUUCGCGGGCCGUCGAAUAUUCCUUUCGAAACCUCGUAUGCGAAACCUCGAGAGCUUUCAAUAAAGGAACUAGAUGGAUUGGUUGAUGCUUUCACUGCUGCUACCCAUAGAUCUGAAAAGGCAGGCUUCGACUUCAUCGAGAUCCACGCCGCCCAUGGUUACCUGCUCCAUGAAUUCCUUUCGCCUCUCUCAAACAACAGAGCGGACGAGUAUGGCGGCUCUUUCGAGAACCGGAUCCGAUUCUUGCUUCGGGUCGUUAAAGCAACUCGCAAGGCCUGGCCAGACAAACCUCUAUUCGUGAGGGUCAGCGCUUCCGACUGGGCUGAAGGGCCGGAACAGGGAGACGACGGCGAGUGGAGAUACUGGGGACUGGAGCAAAGCAAACUACUCGCCCAAAGGCUUCACGAGGAAGGUGUCGACCUGCUAGACGUCAGCUCUGGUGGGCUCUGGGCCAACCAGAAGGUCCCAGCCGUUCCAGGAUACCAAGUGCCUUUCGCAGCCGAGAUCAAGAAGGCAGUCCCAGACCUCGUCGUCAGCGCCGUCGGUCUCAUCACGCAGCCUGAACAGGCUGAAGGGUAUUUGCAAGAGGGAAAGGCAGAUGUGAUCUUCUUGGCUCGAGAGUUGAUGCGCAAUCCCCACUGGCCGCUCUACGCAGCCCAGAAACUCGGUGUCAAAGUGAAAGCUGCAAAUCAAUACGAACGCGGCUGGUAG